AAGUCGUGACAGACUUCCGGGUUGCUGCAGAUUUCUUGUCGCGUGCAUUUGGAUUUGUGGCCGUUCAAACUUGCACUUGGAGGCAAUAUGCUGCUCGUUUUGUCCGAAGAACAUAAAGAACACCUCACCUUCCUCACCAAAGUGGACGCGGCAGUGGUUGGAGAGUUUGGCCGCAUCGCCCUGGAGUUCCUAAGGAGAGGAAUCAGCCCCAAAGUCUACGACGGAGCUGCCAGGAAGCUGUCGGUGCCCGUGGAAACGGUGCGGCACGGCGUGGAGGCGCUCAUGUACCUCGUCACCCAGAGCUCCAAACACACGUUGUCCGAGGUGGACUUUGUGGACUCAGUGUUGUCUUUGGAAUUUGGUGACGAGCUUAACCAGAGCCUCCUUCAGCUGUACAUGCAGCAUCGCGGUGAGAUCCGCGGCAUCUUGAGUCUGGUGCCCUCCAGCAUGCCCGCUUACCACAACCUGGAGUGGAGGCUGGAUGUACAGUUGGCCAGUCGCUCCCUCCGCCGGCAGGCGGCGCCCACGUUGACCACCAGGCUGCACCUGACGCACGGGCACGGUUCCGGCACGGAGGUGCGCGGCCGGGUUCUCCGCGUGGACCUGGGCGCCCUCCUGCACCUCAUCUCCAUCCUGGAGGGGGCGCUCGGGGCCUUGAAGAGCACGCACGCGAGACGCAUCCUACGAAACAUCAAAUAAAAACUAGGGCCCGACCCGUGCGGAUUUGUCGGGCCCGUUGCUGCUAUUUGGCAGAAUAAGAUUGCCGAUACCGAUUAAUCGGUCGAUUUAUUAAAAAAAAAAAAAAAUACAUAAUGAAUAAAAUGAUUUCUUAUUUGGGCCCUUACAACAACAAAGAUAUGAAUUACAAACAGAACUUUUGAUUGUUUUACAAUAUUUUAUCCUAAAGUAUAUAAUGUUGCAACAGAGAGAAAAUUCUGCAAAUAAAUCGACCAAUUUUUGGUUGAAUCGUCGUUAUCUUUGUCUCAUGUUGUAAUGUGUUGAUACGGAGGGAAAGAAAUGGCCAAUUUUUGCCAAUAUGAAAAAGGUCAAUAUUGGCCGGGCCCGAAUCAGGACACUCAAAGGCUGCUUGUUUUUGUACUUUUUUCAUGUGCAUGACGGAAAAUGUGACUUAAAACUUGCCUGUACACUUGUUAAUAAAUGUUUUAUGAUGGCCACA
Phycodurus eques (leafy seadragon) is the source of this 1177-nucleotide messenger RNA. RefSeq names its product COMM domain containing 2 (gene commd2). The coding region runs from base 88 to 699 and encodes 203 amino acids. The transcript has 6 exons. Lineage: Eukaryota; Metazoa; Chordata; Actinopteri; Syngnathiformes; Syngnathidae. The record is from RefSeq and is a predicted model, not a curated record.